ACUCUAGGGCUUCUUUCCAUACUAAGAUCUGUUUCUCCUUUUUCAGUUCUGCUCUGGGGUCUUUCUAAUCUCCAUAGUUACAAGUUUUUACUCUUCUGUGUGUUGCUUUUGGCUUUUUGUGUUUCGUUAUGUGGGAAUGCCUUAAUUAUCAUUCUGGUGUCUUACAGCAAGACCCUCAAAUCUCCCAUGUACUUAUUUCUCUUGCAGCUUUCACUAUGUGACAUCUUACUGAGCAUUGACAGCGUUCCAAGCACACUUUAUGUUGUCCUCAAGGAAGGAGGAACCAUGUCUUUAGCAGGAUGUGUCAUUCAAUUUAUUUUCUUUGUUAUUUCAGAAGGCUCAGAGUGUCUUCUUCUGACAGUGAUGUCUUAUGACCGAUAUUUGGCCAUCUGUAAUCCACUGCAUUAUGCUUCAAUAAUGGGCAGUGGGAUUUGCCAGAAACUGUCCAUAUUGGCUUGGACACCAAGUUUUUUAUAUUCUCUUGUUUUAUCUGUAAGUAUAAGUAGCUUACAUUUCUGUGGCCCAAACAUCAUAGACCAUUUCUUCUGUGACCUUGCUCCUAUAUUGGAUCUUUCAUGUUCAGAUGUCUCUUUUAUUCAAAUGGAAACCAAGUUGUUGACUGUCCCAGCAGUGGUAUUCCCGUUCCUGGUCAUUGGGAUAUCAUACGUCUUUAUUGUUAAAUCCAUUUUGAAUAUUUUAUCGCUUUCAGGAAGACAAAAGGCCUUCUUCACCUGCAGCUCCCACCUGACUGCUGUGUGUCUUUAUUAUGGGACAGUGAUAGUGGCAUACAUAUUUUCCAGCCUCACUGCACUCGCUGACUAUGAAUAA
This is a messenger RNA of Staurois parvus, 828 nucleotides long. Lineage: Eukaryota; Metazoa; Chordata; Amphibia; Anura; Ranidae. The record is from the annotation of a GenBank genome assembly.